UCUGUGCUGUCAGUCACAUGAUGCGGUUCAGUGACAGAAAGAUGUCGGCCAGUGGUCUGCUGCUUCUUGCCUUUCUGUGGGCACCGGCCACAGCAUCUCAGCAAGUGCCCCUGCUCAUGUGGGCGAGUGAAGGUAAUCUUUGGAAAAAUCAACCCAUGCCAAACAGUGGUCAUAUUACAACGGACAUCCAGCUUGGGCAAUACCUCGAACCUGCAAUCCUUAGUGGACCCAAGAAUGUGCUGCUUUUUCUACAGGAGAAGCUGAGCAUCGAAGACUUCACAGCAUUUGGAGGCGUUUAUGGCAAUAAACAGGAUAGCGUUUUUCCAAACUUAGAGAGCAUCAUGGAGUCUUCUCCUUCUUCCCUGGUGCUGCCUGCAGUGGAUUGGUACGCUGCCAACGUUCUGCCCACCUACUUGAAAGAAAAGCUGGGUGGCAACCCCUUGCACGUGGACCAGUCAACCCUUCUGGAGCUGCGACUGAAUGCCAGCAUCCCAUCUCUGCUUAUUGUUCGGUUGCCCUAUGCUAGCAACUCCGGUUUGGUGGCCGCUAAGGAUGUUCUAAGAACCAAUGAUGAGGUGAUUGGACAGGUCCUGAGCACACUGAAGUCAGAGGGUGUCCCAUACAUUGCUCUCCUGACGGCAUUCAGACCUUCACGGGUAAUCAGAGAGUCUGCAUUUGCUGUGGGUGAUAUUAGGCGCCAGUUACUCGCUUCAUCUCAGACCUCACCCACGUACCCUCCUGUGAUGUUUAACGGCACCGGAAAUACUCCCUGCAUCCUGUUCUGGGCCAAGAAUGUCACUGUUUCUGUGAAUAACACAGAAAUAAAUCUGACAGAUAAAACCUUCAACAAUAGUGAUGUGACUCUCACAGGCUCCCAAUGCGAUAGCACAAACGCCACCUUGGUGCUGAAUUACAGAAAUGUACUGAAUGGACAGCCCUUGACUUUAACGUUUACCCUCGAUAGUCUAUGGUAUAAGGUUUCUGCCCGGUUCUGGUUUAACUUAAGGCAUGUGCGGAUGGACUUCAACAACCAGAAUGCCACAUUCCUGGCUCCUCAAAUUUCGGCUCCUUCUAUCUACUCGUUCCACUGCCAGUAUGCCAGCAGUAAGGCUGCUUUUGGUCCACUCCUCGUGCUCAACGCCAGCAAAGAGUUUCCUGCCCCCAACUGGCAACUUCACAUACAGGAGUUUCAGAUCCAGGCUUUCAAUGUAACCGGUGUGAACUUUUCUUACGCCAGCGAUUGUGCGGGCUUCUUUUCUCCAGGCAUCUGGAUGGGCCUCAUCACUACGUUGCUGUUUGUUUUCAUCCUCACCUAUGGACUUCACAUGGUGAUGAAUCUUAAGACCAUGGAUCGAUUUGAUGACCCAAAAGGCCCAUCCAUCUCUGUGCCCCAGACAGAGUAACCUUAUGUUUAUAGGCUGCACCCAUGCCUGACCUCUGUGUCCAUUCUCUACGCUUGGGAUACGUUACCUCAACACUUACCCUUUAACAGUUAUUACCAGUUGACUGAUUGAUGUAGAACACAGGGUGUUGUUUCACCGACUGGGGGAGCAGAAAAUAAAUGUCAAAAUAUUUGGUCUUCAGGCCCUAGUUUUGAUUUAUUCUGAAGAAAAGUUAUUCAUUUUUCAAGAACUGUUAUUGUACUUGCAGUAGAAGCUAAUUCAUCAAUAAGAGAUCAGGUCCUCCUUGAGGUUGAUGGACAGGAGCCUGGUAACACCCCUUAUAAGUUUUAAAGGGAUAGUCUAGUCAUAAUUAAAGGGAUACUGAACCCAAUUUUUUUCUUUCAUGAUUCAGAUAGAACAUGCAAUUUCUAUCUGAAAUCUUUCCUAAGACUUGGAGAGUCAACGACGUCAUUCCAAUUACUAGUGGGAUAUUCACUCCUGGCCUCCUCCUGCUGGCCAGGAGUAAAUAUCCCACUAGUAAUUGGAAUGACGUCGUGGACUCUCCAUGUCCGGAAAGAAAGAAAUUUAUCAGGUAAGAAUAAAUUUUAUUUUUAAGCAACUUUCUACUUUACUCCUAUUUAUCAAUUUUUCUUUGUUCUCUAGAUAUCUUUUUAUCUAUUUUUGGUUCAGAACCUGGGUAGCGCUUAACUAAUACAGCAGUAUCAGCUGUGCAAUGCCCAUUGGCUAAUUGGUACUUUCUACUGAUGCUUAUUGGUUGACAGGUACAGUGAGAAUUAGCAGGAAGUACUUGCCCUACUAUGGGAUUUAACAGGAAGUACCAAUCAGCCAGUGAGCAAUAGCAGGAAGUACACAUUUGAUACAUCUAUUAAUUUAAUUGGAGAUAAUUUCACAUUUUUCAGCCAAAAAAAUCAACAUGUUUAAAUGCUGAUAUUUCACAUUGCUAGUUUUUUUUUAGUUCGAUAACCCUUAAAAUCUACUGGAUUGAGUGUUACUGGUUCCUUUUAAGGGGAGGCUGAUCUCUUGUUGGUGAACUUGCCCACUGUGUUGGAUAAAUAAAUUAACUAUACUGCAGUAUACUGGUAAAAUGUAUGUAUUUUUGAGGUGUUGAUUCUAUGCCUAAACGUGUAAAUCCCUUUUAUCCACCAUACGUGUUACCAGUUCUGUUUUUGUGACAUCAUUGGUAAUAGAGUUCAUAAACUUAUGCAGAUUCUCAGUUCUAACUUCUUUCCCUUUUCUUAUUCUAGACUUGUCAUUCCAUAGUAAGUUAAAGUAAUCACUGUACUAAAUCCCCCAAAUAUUAAAUAUUCAUGCAAUAGAGAUCUAUCCAAAACAGUAUGAUCUUGGUGUACAAAUUCCUUUCAGUCUAAGUGACUGGCCUUGAUAUGUGUGUAUAUAUAGUAUCCAUUUGGUGCAAAUCUAUUUAUUUGUUCAUGCUUGUUCAAUGUUUAGAUCUCAUGCUUAGAUUAGCCAUGGAUAUUGAGUGAUGUGUUGUGAGUCAUGUUGAAAUUUAAAAAAAAAAAAAAAAAGGUUCCUCUGCAACAAUUCACUGUAUAAAUUAUAUGAAAUAAAGUAAGAUUGGUUUGUUAA
Molecule: messenger RNA, 2990 nt
Organism: Bombina bombina (fire-bellied toad)
Lineage: Eukaryota; Metazoa; Chordata; Amphibia; Anura; Bombinatoridae
Gene: ATP6AP1
Product: ATPase H+ transporting accessory protein 1
Exons: 10
Coding region: 18-1403 (461 amino acids)
Cellular component (GO): proton-transporting V-type ATPase complex
Source: RefSeq, a predicted model, not a curated record